GCAGGCGCCUGUUCCCGGCCCGGGGCGGCGGGCGCUGAGUGCGGGUCGCUUGUGCCAGCAGCCCCCGGUGGCGUUCGAGGACGUGGCUCUGUAUUUCACCCGGGCGGAGUGGGAGCUCCUGUCCCCGCCGGAGAAGCAGCUGUACCGGGAGCAGAUGCUGAGGAAUUACCGGGCCCUGGUUUCCCUGGGCUAUUCAGGUUCCAAACCAGACUUAAUCCACCAGAUCGAAUUAGGGGCGGCAGAGCUCUGGGUCGGGGAUGCUGAGGACUCCAGGAAAAGUUCCAGGCUUGAGAGCCCCAUCUCAGUAGGGCCCGGCAUCCUGGGAGGAACGAGGACACCAUUGGAAUACGGGGAGAGCGUAACAGGAAAGCAGGCUUCCACAUCCCUCAUGGGGAUCCAUGCACAGGACACAGUCUAUCCCCUGGACAGUUUCAGCCAGAGACCAGACCUGGCUACACACCAGAGACGCCCCAUGGACUGGCGUCCCCACUGCUGCAUCGACUGUGGCAAGAGAUUCAGCAACCCCUUCGCACUGACCCAGCACCAGUGCACACACACGGGGGAGCAGCCUCAUGACUGUGUUGACUGCGGCAAGGGCUUUGCAGAGAGCUCAGAGCUGGGAAAACAUAAGUGCACUUCCGCCGGGCAGCGCCUCCAGUGCUCUGCCAAAUCUGGUAGGCGUUUCCACAAUGCCAACUUAGUGACGCAGAAUCGGCCUGUGCAUACUAGGAAGCAUCUGCAUCUCUGCACCCAAUGUGGCAAGGACUUUACAGACAGCUCAAAGCUGAGAAUACACCAGCGCACGCACACCGGGGAGCGGCCGUACCACUGUGCCGACUGCGGCAAGACCUUUGUCCAGACUGCACACCUGAGAUCACACCAGCGCACGCAUACUGGGGAGCGGCCGUACCACUGUGCCGACUGCGGCAAGACCUUUGUCCAGACUGCACACCUGAGAUCACACCAGCGCACGCAUACUGGGGAGCGGCCGUACCGCUGUGCUGUCUGCGGCAAAGACUUUGCAGACAGCUCAAGCCUGAGAGUGCACCAGCGCACGCACACCGGGGAGCGGCCGUACCUGUGCACCGACUGUGGCAAGAGCUUUGUACAUCUCUCACAUCUGAGAAUGCACCAGCUCGGGCACACUGGGGAGCGGCCGUAUCACUGUGGUGAUUGUGGCAAGAGCUUCAUCCAUGCCAGUAUGCUGUCGAACCAUCAGCACACGCACACUGGGGAGCGGCCACAUCACUGCGCUGACUGCGGCAAGGGCUUUGCACAUAAAUCGAGCCUGAGAGCUCACCAGCGCGUGCACACUGGGGAGUGGCCGCACCACUGUGCUGACUGUGGCAAGGGCUUUGCACAGAUCUCACAGCUGAGAAUGCACCAGCGCACGCACACCGGGGAGCGGCCGUACUGCUGCACCAAGUGCAGCAAGAGCUUUGCACAUAGGGCAAGUCUGAGAGUGCACCAGUGUGCUCGCAUUGGGGAGCGGCCGCACCGCUGUGAUGAUUGUGGCAAGAGCUUCAGCCAAGCCCACAUGCUGACCCACCAUCAGCGCACGCACACCGGGGAGCAGCUGUACCGCUGUGCUGACUGUGGAAAGACGUUUCGCAAUGCCAACAAGCUGACCCAGCACCAGUGCACUCUCAGUGAGGAGCAGGCACAUCACUGUGCUGACUGCGGGAAGGGAUUUUCACUAAUUUCAUACCUGAGAGCACACCAGUGCAUGCACACUGGGGAGUGGCCACACCACUGUGCUCACUGUGGUAAGGGCUUUGCACAGAUCUCACAGCUGAGAGUGCACCAGCGCACGCACACUGGGGAGCGGCCGCACCAGUGCACAGUCUGCAGCAAGAGCUUUGCACAUAGGUCAAGCCUGAGAGUGCACCAGCGCACGCACACUGGGGAGCGGCCGCACCACUGCACUGACUGCGGCAAGAACUUUACAGAUACUUCAAGCCUGAGAGUGCACCAGCGCGUGCACACUGGGGAGCGGCCGCAUCAGUGCACCGAUUGCAGCAAGAACUUUGCACAUAGAUCAAGCCUGAUUGCGCACCAGUGCAUGCACACUGGGGAGCGGCCGCAUCAGUGCACCGAUUGCAGCAAGAACUUUGCACAUAGAUCAAGCCUGAAAGCGCACCAAUGCGCACACACCGGGGAGCGGCCGCACCACUGCACCAAUUGUGGCAAGAGCUUUGCACAUAGAGCAAGUCUGAGAGCACACCAAUGCGUGCACACUGGGGAGCGGCCAUAUAGCUGUCACGACUGCAACAAGAGCUUCAGCAGUGCUAGUGCAGCCACUGACCAUCAGCGUGCACACACCGUGGACUGGAGCGGCCAGUCCAGUGCUCUGUCUGGAGGAACAACUUUGCACACAGCUCACACCUCAAAAUGCGCGAGUGCUCUCGGACCGGGGAGCGGCUGUACAGCUGUGCUGAUUGUGGCAAGCACUCUUCUCAAUUGGGCUGCCCCGCCCAGCACCGGGUCCCAUGCACCGCUGCUCCCGACAGGGCCAGAGGGGCUUUUGGCAGCCAGUGAGCCUGACACAGCGCCGGCAAAUGCAGAACAGGGAGUGGCUCAGUCUCCUCGUGGCCUUGAUGAAGACAUCCUCGGCUACCCGUCUGGCCGGGCCCUGCACGCGUGGGGUGCCACCCCCGCCGGCCACAACAAAUGGUCCAAGGUCAAACACGUCAAGGGCCCGCGGGAUGCUGAGCGCUGCCGGCUCUUCCAGAAGCUCACCAUGCUGCUGCGCUUUGCCGUGAGAGAGGGGGGACCCAACCCUGAUCUCAACACCAACCUGGCCAACAUCAUCGAGCAGUGCCGGAGCAAGAGCAUGCCCAAAGCCUCCAUUGAGGCAGCCAUCAAGGGAGUUGGCAAAGGGAAGAACUCCUUGUACCUGCUCUACGAAGCCAGAGGCCCUGGCGGGUCUGCGCUGCUCAUCGAAGUGCUGACGGACAACGCCAAGCGAGCCUACCAGGAGAUCCGGCUCAUCCUGAGCCGCAGCGGCGCACAGAUGUGUGAGGGGGCCCGGCACAGCUUCGACAAGAAGGGGGUGAUCACGGUCAGCGGGCGAGACUCGCAGCAGAGGCCCGUGGCCCUGGAGCAGGCCCUGGAGCUGGCGAUCGAGGCCGGGGCCCAGGAUGUGUGGGAAGAAGAGGAUGAGGAGGAGCGGGCGGUUCUGAAGUUUGUGUGUGAGGUGGCCUCGCUGCACCAGGUGCGGGCGAAGUUGGACGCGCGGGGGCUGCAGUCGCUGUCCGCUGCCCUGGAGUUCAUCCCCAACACCAGGGUGCAGCUCUCGGAGGAGGCGAUGGAGCAGGCGUCCCAGCUGCUGGCCACCCUGGGCGACAGCCAGGAGGUGAUGCGGGUCUACGACAACAUCGAAUUGGGCCCUAUUACCCUGCAGCCAGGCGUAGAUCAGCCCCCAGGCUGUGGAGGCUGGUUCCACUGGCCCCACAGCUCCCUCCUUUGGCCCCCAUCACCUGCCCCAUUCGCUGCAUCCACCCAGGUGUUUUGCCUUCGGGACUCGCCUGCUGGGCGGCCCCAAGCCAGCCGGGAGAGCCAGAUGGAGCCGGAGGUAGAGCCGUGCCCGCGGGAUCCGGGGUGCUCCAGUGACAGCUGCGGCCCGCCAGGAACAUUGGCAGCCGGUGACGGGGCGCAGAAAGGGGACGAGGAGUGGAGUCCUGGCCUGGAGGAUGGGGUGCUGUCGGAAGGGUCCGAGUGGGAGUUGUCCCCCAGCCCUGAUCCAGAGUGGCUGCUCAUGACGCUUCCCGCCGCCAACUCAGGGAAGCCCUACGCCUGCGGGGACUGCGGCAAAGCCUUCACCUGGCCCUCGCACCUGGCGCAGCACCGGCGCAUGCACACGGGCGAGCGCCCUUACCGCUGCGCCGACUGCGGCAAAGGCUUCGCCGACAGCUCGUCCCUUGUUAAGCACGGCCGGACCCACACAGGGGAGCGGCCCUACACCUGCCCCCAGUGUGGCAAAGGCUUUGUGGACAGCUCGUCGCUCACCAAGCAUGCCCGUACCCACACGGGCGAGCGCCCCUACUGUUGCCCCAGCUGUGGGCGUGGCUUUGCCGACAGCUCCCGGCUGGCCCAGCACCGACGUAUCCAUGCUGGAGAGCGGCCUUACUGCUGCCCUGACUGUGGAAGGGCAUUUGGCCGCCGAGCGCACCUGAUUGAGCACCGGUACACGCACACUGGCGAGAAACCCCACCGCUGCCACCAGUGUGGCAAAGGGUUCAGCCAGAGCUCCAACCUGACGCAGCACCAGAAGACCCACCUGGCGGAGAAGCCUUACAUCUGCCCGCAGUGUGGGAAGGGCUUCUGCCUGCGCUCCCAGCUGGUCAAGCACCAGCGGCUGCACAGCCCUGACAACCCCCACCGCUGUCCUCAGUGCCACAAGGGCUUUGUAGACCGCUCGCCUCUCCUCAAGCACCUGAGGAUCCACACUGGGGAGCGACCCUUCCGAUGCACUGAGUGUGGGAAGGCUUUCAGCAUGAGUUCACACCUCACGCAGCACCAGAGAGUCCACACUGGAGAGAAACCCCACCGCUGCCACCAAUGUGGCAAGGCAUUUGCCCAGAGCUCCAACCUGACACAACAUCUACGCACUCAUACUGGGGAGCGCCCAUACAAGUGCCCCAAAUGUGGCCGGGCCUUCAGCGAUAGCUCCAGCUUCUUGCGGCACCAGCGGCUGCACAGUGGGGAGCGACCCUACUGCUGCCACCAAUGUGGCAAGAGCUUCGCUGAUGGCAAGGUGCUGCGCAAGCACCAAAUGACCCAUAGCGGUGAGCGGCCCUUUGCCUGUGGGCAGUGUGGCCGUGCCUUUGCCCAGAGCUCCAAUCUGGUGCAGCACCAGGCCAUCCACACUGGGGAGCGGCCUCACCGCUGCCACCAGUGUGGAAAAGGGUUCUGCUUUCCCUCGCAGCUGGCGCAGCACCGGAAGCUUCAUGCUACUAUUAUUGUGGUGGAUGAUGCUGAUGAUGAACUCUCCCCGCCUGCCAAUUAAGCCCUUCCAGAACCUGGCUUCCCUGAGUGGGGUUUGAACCUGGGACUCCCCUGUUGCUUGAGUUGCAGGGCCAAGGGUGACACAGACUUGUAAUCCUUUUUCCAGCCACAAGAGGAGGAUAAAAGGCAGGUCUAGUGCUAGAGCUAACCAAGGGACAGACAAAUAGUUUCACUAAGUCAAUCUGAAUGAGACACAUUUUUAUCUUUUCAUUGACAUUGUUUGUGAUAUUGUUCCAAAAAAGUCAUGUGGCUAUAGGAAAAUUUCAGCUUUUUAAAAAGUUAUUUUCUGAUCCUGAUGGUGUGGGAGAAAAGUUGGGAAAAAUUACUCCAAGUGGCUCAGAACUAUGAGUAAAUAGAUUCUUACAUUUAUGGUUUUCAACAUCUCAGGAUGUUUUAAAGCCAUGUUUAUACUGGGGACUCACUUGGGCUCUUUGAUUGCUUACAGUGGCUGUGCUGCAGAGGUUACAUUUUGGAAGCCUUUGUGAACCCAGUCCUAACGGCAUUGAUGGUAUUUGUUCACGUGUUUCGGUUGUGAAGGAUUUACGAAUUUACCAGAGGCUGAAAUUCACAGCUAGGAUUCUGAGGCUCAGGUGUAAGUCAUUGGUUUAAUACAUGUGGCCACAUCUUCCUCUGGUGCACAGUCCUGGCUACUGCAACAUCCAAUUGAUCACUCACAGCUGGGGGAGUUACCCAUGUUCCCUGUAAGCUAUGCACUUGGGCAGCUACCCAGGAGAGAGUCAGGUAGUAGAUUAGUAGAGCACCCACAGAUGGCAGCAUGUGUUUCCACUGGUGGUGCAAAACUGCACAUACCUCAGUGCAUACAACAAACUUUAUUCCAUACAUGGAUGGAAAAAAAUUAGAGGGAGCACCCUGGAAUUAUCCCUUUAGCUCAAGGUUGCAUGGGAUGAUGCAUUUGGGUUGGGAUUGGGUCUGACAGACUAGAGCUGGUCAGGAACUAUGUAUUUCCCCAUGGAUUGUUUUUAAUCAAAACUUGGUUGGGAAUGUCUGAUUUCCUUGACAUUUUUCCUCUGAACCAAAUGUUCAGAGUUUUUGUCAACAAACCUAAAGUUGAGAAAAUGUUGGUUGACCAGCUUUGGAAGAGAGUCAUAUGCCCUUACUGUUUCCAAUCUUGUAACAAUCAUCUUUGGGGGCAGAGAUCCCAUGGAUUGGAUACACAAGAAUAAACAGUGUGUCACAGUGGAUUUGGCUCCUUGCUUUUCAAGCCCUUUUGCAAUUGUCACCUUAUUGCUUCUAUUUGAAUGAAACCUACAUGGUGUUACAUGUAAUAUGAAGAUUAACAUUUUCUUCCAUUCUUUUCCCAAAAUGUGUAUGUAUUUUUUUUUUUUAGCAAACAAACACUUAAAAUAGUACUGAGGAAAGAUUAGAAAUAAUAAACUACAUGUUUUGUUUGUUUUAUUUGUUAAAACACAUAGCAAGAAAUAGAAACCAAGGAAAGACUUUUUCCCAGACAAAAAAUGUUAACUACAAGAUUCUAACAACAGUACCACAAAUUAAAGGUAUCCAUUAAUAACUGUAAGUUUGUCCUUAGUUAGUGUUUUGUUAGAGUGAACUAUGCUUGUUAGGACUUUACCACUUGGAUUUGGAUGUUAGGUUUUAGGCUACCCAGCGGGAUUUUUAAAGGAUUAAAUUAAUUAGAGUGAAUUGACAUGUUGAAAGUAAAACAUUUUUCUGGCCAAAAAAUUAAGUUUAGUGACAAAUGGAGUUUUUCCUCAUGAAAACAUUAUUUUCAACAACAAAACUGGUGAUUACAGCUUCUGUUUAAUUUCAAAUUGGAUUUUUGCUUUGCUCUUUUUCCAUCAAACACACUUUUUGUCCCAUUUCAACUUUCACCCAUCAUUUGCUGUGGGGGAAAAAAGGAAGAGGGGAGAAGUAAUUCCAAACCCUGAAAUUGAAAACUUUUUUUGAAAAUCCAGACCAAAGUUGUAAUUUAAAUAAAAUCAAUUUUUCUUUCUUUCUUUCUCAAAAAAUGAAAUGUUUUAUGGUGAAACAUUUCACUAUUUAAACCAGUUCUACAUCUGAUUUCCUGAGGGAAUUUCAAGAUCAUUUGUAUGCUGGAAAUCUGCCCCAAUUCAAGACCCAGCUGCACCAAUAGAAGUGACUUCCAUAGUUUUCCCUAGGGGUUUACAUUGGGACAGAUACACGAUGAGCAGCUGGAAUAAGCACACAUCCAGUUUAGACAAUAGCUAGGUUAACAUCUUUCCUGACCUCCAUAACCAUAUUUAUUAGGCACCACUUUAGAGGCACCUAUGAAGAUCUUCUCAGAUGCAUCGAGGACCUAGCUGCUGCUUGUGAAGUGUUGAUAGAAGCUAUGAUGCUUUCAGCAUUGGACCUGUGUAGCAUAAAAAGUGACCCAUUCUGGACAUCUUUAAAAGGGCCUGAUUCUGAAUAUGAUGUUGAGCAUCUUUUCUCCCCAAAGCAAGGCUGGUAAAGGUAUCUAGCUGGAGAACAUGCUCUUCCCCCCCAAAUCUCCAGUCACUUCUGAAAAUCUUCACAGAUUUUGUUUGCAUUUGUUGGCCAGAGUUUUCUGUAAGCUGAGCGCUUGGGAGGGCAUCCAGGAGAGAUUCAAAUACCUCCCAGAUGAUUAGCAGAGUGUCCACAGCCAAUAGCAUGUGUUUCUACUGUGGUGCACAUCCACACAUGUGUCAGUGCAUGUAACAAAAUUUAUUCUGCCCUCAGAUGGAAAAAAAAUUAGAGGGAACCUUGAAGAAUGGUCCCGCAUUUAACUGUAUUAAAACACAUGUUCAGUCGAACCCUGGGUUGUCUAGCAGUAAGCACAGAUGACACUCAGAUGACCUUUGCUAUUCCUGGCCUUCCUAAUGAACAGCUGGGUGCUUUUUAGGCAAGUCACUGUGGCCCUGAGCCGCCAAAGUCUCUAUGCACCCAACUUCCUUGGAUUUCUAAGAAAGUUAGGUGGGAGCCAGAGACUCCCCCAGAUCACCACUUCCCUAUUAAAAAACAGGUUAAGAGACCCUUGAGGCUGCAGGGGUAAGUCAGCUGUUCCCCUGAAAUUGAGAGUGACAGCUGAUUUCCCACAGCGAGGGAGCAGGCCCUCUGUUUCCAAGAGAGUCAAAAUGGAAGGAGUUGCCCAAAGUCCAUGGGAAGUGCCCUUCACUCAGGGAAUCUCUUCCUGCGCCCAUCCCCAGUGGGGCUCUGCUGUGAGCUUUGUGACUUGCUUGGGAGAGAGGAUCUGAGUGCCCGGGCUCAGGAGCAGCCAGCCACCAUCUGGCCCAGAGGCCUCUGGGUUCGAGGGCUUUGGAGUGCAGGCAGUGGUGCAAGAACAUUUGUAAAAAAUGAGGGAGGGCUAAGCCCUCUUACCCAUGUCACCCCCACCCCAAGCUGAGGCUGGGAGCAAACCUUCAGCACAUGCAGCCAGCAGCAAAGGCCCUCAGCAUACAGGACUCAAACUGGGACCCAGCACGCAGGGCCACUCCUGCGGCAUGGGGUGGCAGACGGAAAUCUGGUACAUGGGGCAGCAACAGAGCCCCCAGCAUGUGAGGCCAGCAGCUGGGUACUCAGGCGCAAGGUCGGGAGCCUGGGGAAAGACCUAUUGUGCAGGGUCCUUCCAGACGUCAGAGCUAACCCUGGAGAGCCAACGUCUGAUGAGCCUGCAGCCGGUGCCUGAGCCACAGCGACUCCAAGGGGAGCAAUGUUUAGGACGAUGUGAAAAGCGCGAGUAGGAUGAAUAUGGCUCAGCAUGCAGCUUCAGAGCUCAGUGUCGGCCCGCCCCACACUGGACCUGGUAACAACAAACCCCACAGCAAUGGGGGAGGGGCGGGGUUUUCGUUUUUAGUCUCAAUAAAGCUGGUACCCAAUCCGCUGCCAGUGGCACAGACCCCUGGUCGAAGUGCAGCACUGAGGGCAGGUCCCGCCCGCCUGACGCUGGUCUACACAGCAAUGAAGGGCAGCUAUCCUGGAGUGGGAUUGCCCCAGGGGCGCCUCUGAGCCCUGAGAGAGAAGCUGACUGUUCCUCUCUUCCUCGGGACAAUGACAGGAGAGGGCUCUGCCCCAGCAGGCCUGGCUAAGCUGGCAGUCAUGGCGGGAGACGUAUUUGGGAGGCAGCGCCUCCAGCUGGGCAGGGAAUUCAGCACCAUGGCAGGGAACAGGGCUGAUGUGGCAGGAUGCAGGAGCCGUCUUCCCUGAGGCCAUCUGAUCCUGCUCCUCGACUCAGGGCUGCCGAGAGACCAGCCACCAGUCACUUGCUCCUGCCUUGUCCCCUCACCAGCUCAGCUUAUGCCCACCACGGCCCCAGCCAACACUCUCAGCCUUCGGCUCCACCUUGGCCUACGCCUGCCAUGGCCACAGCCCCAGCCUCCACCUCGGCCUAUACCUGCCAUGGCAACAGCCCCAGCCUUUGGCUCCACCUUGGCC
Pelodiscus sinensis (Chinese soft-shelled turtle) is the source of this 9396-nucleotide messenger RNA. Lineage: Eukaryota; Metazoa; Chordata; Testudines; Trionychidae. The record is from RefSeq and is a predicted model, not a curated record.